AAUCAGAAUUUUUUUUUUUAGGUUACUAGCAUGGCCAAACAGGUUAGAACAUCAUCUUUUGUUGCAAAUGUUCCAGCUUCACUGCAAGGUUUAACUGGCAGUUAUGCUGACAAUAAUACGGUUCCAGCAUUACCUUCAGAGUGGGAUGGUAACGAAGACUCGGAAGAAAGACCUCGGCAGAGACGACCUGCCAAACCAAAGAAAACUGCGGAACGAACACUAAUGAUUACUCAACAGAUACACGAGAAACCCACAAAAGAUGAAGCUAUUUCCAACACCUUGCCCAGUGGCUCAGUAAAUCUUGAAGAUACUUGGAGCCAGCACCAACAGAGGGCACUAGAACUAGCCCUUCAGCAGUUUCCUAAAGGUACAGAAGAAAGAUGGGAAAGGGUAGCCAAGUCUGUUCCUGGAAAGACCAAAGAGGAAUGUGUGUUGAGGUUCAAAGUGCUUGCUGAAAUGGUUAAACGAAAGAAACAAGGACUGGUUUCUUAAUGAAACCUUUCUGUACAUUAUGUACAGUUUCAGUGCUGUCUGUGUGUGUAUUUAUAUAAUUUCAGCAAGGUGCUUAUGGAUGGGAUCUAUUCAACACUUGCCAGCUGUAACAGUGAGCUUAUGCUAAGUGGAAACUGUUUAAAACGUAUUUCUUCAGACUAAUGAAAGGUAAAAAAAGAUUUUUAUAUCGGGGACUUUGAAAUAAUGUCACAGAUGUGCUCCCAGGAUUCAGUUAAAACAGUUAAAGAAACUUUUAAUGUUGCCAAUAUUAUAAUUUCUAACUUAACAUCCAUGUAAAGUAAUAUGUUGAAAUAACGUCUUUAAUUUUUUUAUAUACGUUUAUCAGAUUUUUUAUUGAGAUAUGUAUUUUUAUUUCUAAAUAUGUCAUGGUAGAGUUUAUCAAUAGUAUAACUUCUUUGUUUUAGUUGUUCAGCAUCUGUACAACUAGUGAAGAGUUGAGUUAAACUGUGCUACUAGUUGUUCAGCAUCUGUACAACUAGUGAAGAGUUGAGUUAAACUGUGCUACUAGUUGUUCAGCAUCUGUACAACUAGUGAAGAGUUGAGUUAAACUGUGCUACUAGUUGUUCAGCAACUGUACAACUAGUGAAGAGUUGAGUUAAACUGUGCUACUAGUUGUUCAGCAUCUGUACAACUAAUGAAGAGUUGAGUUAAACUGCGCUACUAGUUGUUCAGCAACUGUACAACUAGUGAAGAGUUGAGUUAAACUGUGCUACUAGUUGUCAGCAUCUGUACAACUAGUGAAGAGUUGAGUUAAACUGUGCUACUAGCCAAAAUUUGAAUCAUGGUCUGAUAACACACUGUGUGAAUGUAUGGUUUAAGUUUGUAUACAGACCAAGACGUUUUAUAGUUUUAAAAUAAAGUUCAGUAAAUAUGAUGAAACCAAAUCACUAAGUUGGAAAAGUAUUCUGUUAUGUAACAGUUUUAAAUGGAAACACUGGUUAUCAGCAGAGGUUCUAAUACUUAAGUUAGUGUUUCGUUUUUAUACUAUUUUUGUUCACGUUUCACAAGAUACUGAGCAGUUCUGUUUUUUUUACCUGUAAAAACACCGAGUUUCAAGAACUAGCCAAACUGAUGUAGUUCAUUUUGUAUGUAAUAUAUAUAUAUAUAUAUAUAGAGGGUACUUCAACAGUAGUUAAUGGGAUUAAUUUGAAUACGAAACAACUUGUGUAAGUGGUUUAUAAAAAUGUCUGUAAAAAGCCUAUGGUUUAAACGAAACUACUGUAAUGUGUGAUGGGAUUUCAGAAACACUAGGUUUAGUAAGAUUCUUGACAGAAGUGGACAUUCAGUCUUCAAAAGACUGUUUGUAGCUGUAGGUGUAAGGUCUUUGGUAUGUAUAUCUGAAAGAUUGGUUUAAUUAAAAGUAAAAUAGAUUUGAGUUGAUAUAUUUCUUAGAACUGCGUGAACUUACUUUAUGUGGUAGCGAAAUGUAACAUCUAAGAUAUUCAGUUUUUCCGUCGAUGAAUAGAUUACCUUAAAAGUUACAGAUCCACACAUGGUGUGUGUGUAUGUAGAGAGAGAGAAAUUAGUAGUGUAGACUUUAUAAUUGUUGUUUUGUGAUUAUUGAAAACAAAGCAUUUAAGUAUCAUAUUUUGUAAGUUAAAAUUAUAAACAGUUUGUGCGAGUUCUCUAAUUUAUAAAUCCUACAUUCAAAUUGAGUGUGAUAUAUAAAGGAACAACACCUCAUGUUCUAAUGAUUUAUAAAGUAACAACACCUCAUGUUCUAAUGAUUUAUAAAGUAACAACACCUCAUGUGCUAAUGAUUUAUAAAGUAACAACACCUCAUGUUCUAAUGAUUUAUAAAGUAACAACACCUCAUGUUCUAAUGAUUUAUAAACUAACAACACCUCAUGUUCGAUUGACUUAUAAAGUAACAACACCUCAUGUUCUAAUGAUUUAUAAACUAACAACACCUCAUGUUCUAAUGACUUAUAAAGUAACAACACCUCAUGUUCUAAUGAUUUAUAAAGUAACAACACCUCAUGUGCUAAGAAAGUAUUAUUCAAUUGUUUUAAAACCUGUUGAUUUUCCUUUUUUUUUAAUUAUUAAAAACAGUUGUUCGUUAACUAGCUUUUAAGAACUUGGAAAGUUUGUUUUGUCGUAUAGAUUGUAGCGUCCUUCAUCAGAGGUAAUUUAUAAGUGAUUUUUGCAACUAUCAGCAUCAUCAGAGGUAACUUAUAAGUGAUUUUUGCAACUAUCAGCAUCAUCAGAGGUAACUUAUAAGUGAUUUUUGCAACUAUCAGUGUCAUCAGAGGAAACUUAUAAGCGAUCUUUGCAACUAUCAGUAUCAUUAUUUUUUGUAAGUAUCUUUUUUGUUAGUUUAAAAACAGAGAGAAAGUACCUUUUUUUUUUAGUGAGAAAUUUGAUUUCUAGACCAACAGUUGUACAUCCAUCCCUGAAGUAGUGACAAUCAACUUUUGAAUAAGUUAAAUCACAGUGAAAUGACUAAAAAUGGAGAUUAAUUGGAGAGAGAGAAUUUUUUUUAUUUCUAGAAUUUAUGAAUUAAAAAUGUUAUACAUGCAUGUCUCUAGAGAGAGAUUUAAAAAAAAAAAUUUAAUGUGCAAACUAAUCCGAUGAAGGUGAUUCAGGGCACACUGUAUAACUGUUGGAUGUGUGCAAACUAAACCGAUGAAAGUGAUUCAGGGCACAGUGUAUAACUGUUGCAUGUGUGCAAACUAAACCGCUGAAGGUGAUUCAGGGCACACUGUAUAACUGUUGCAUGUGUGACAAACUAAACUGCUGAAGGUGAUUCAGGGCACACUGUAUAACUGUUGCUUGUGUGCAAACUAAACCGCUGAAGGUGAUUUAGGGCAUACUGUAUAACUGAUGCAUGUGUGCAAACUAAACCUAUGAAGGUGAUUCAGGGCACACUGUAUAACUGUUGCAUGUGUGCAAACUAAACCGAUGAAGGUGAUUCAGGGCACACUGUAUAACUGUUGCAUGUGUGCAAACUAAACCAAUGAAGGUGAUUCAGGGCACACUGUAUAACUGUUGCAUGUGUGCAAACUAAACCGAUGAAGGUGAUUCAGGGCACACUGUAUAACUGUUGCAUGUGUGCAAACUAAACUGAUGAAGGUGAUUCAGAGCACACUGUAUAACUGUUGGAUGUGUGCAAACUAAACUGAUGAAGGUGAUUCAGGGCACGCUGUAUAACUGUUGCUUGUGUGCAAACUAAAUUGAUGAAAGUGAUCUUUUAAAUCAUUUUUAAAAUUCAACAUAACUUGGGAUGGGUGUGCCUCAGUGGUUAGCAUGUCAGACCCCAGAUUCAAGGACUUUUUUAUCUUCAAAAUGUGAUGCCUCUGUAGAAUGUUUCACACUUUGAACUGUGGUCAUGUUAUAUAAGUGACAGUCAGUACCAUUAACGAGUUCAAAGAGACGAACAAAGUAUUCAUGGUUUGUGAUCCUUUGCCGUAUAAGCACGCUCUGCUUUUUGGAGCCAUUAGUGCGUUAUAAGAGUUAUGGUCAAAUACCACUAUUAAAUCAGAUAAGUGGCAGCCAAGAGUUGGUGGUGGGUGUUGUUGACUUACGAUGUUCGUGGCUGUCCCCUUUUAUUUAUCAGUUGACCGAUUGACUAAUGAUAAAUAACACUGUUAGUUUCACCAUUUACUGGUGAUGUUUUUAUGACAUGCUUUUUUUAUCGUCACUUUGAGCUCACGACAUUUUCGUGGCCCUUUUCCAGGUAUUUUGUUGUUUAAAAUACACAACUUGAUAUAAUUAAUUCACGAAAACCUUCCUUCUCUUUCAAAUCUGAAAUGGUCAUCUACAUUCAUUUUUCUUUCAUGUUCCAGUAAUUUUAAAGAUUUUUGAUUGAAUAACAAACAGAUAAUACAGGAACAACGUUUUAUUUCUUUUUAAAAUUUUCUUUUGUUAUUCUGUUAACAAUAAAUAAGGUUUUCGAUUUUUACUGAGAGCUGCAGGCAUAUAAAACAAAACUUUUAUCAUAAGGGAAUACAGAAAGUCCCCAAUUAUAUCUGUUCAUAGUUCCAAAAGUGUUUGUUUUCAAGUUUUUUAUUCUCGCCACAGUUUAUUUAUGCCUAAUAAAAGGGUGGAAAUAAAAAUGAUUUUCGAUAUAA
Limulus polyphemus (Atlantic horseshoe crab) is the source of this 4583-nucleotide messenger RNA. RefSeq names its product dnaJ homolog subfamily C member 1-like. Lineage: Eukaryota; Metazoa; Arthropoda; Merostomata; Xiphosura; Limulidae. Gene Ontology annotation, cellular component: endomembrane system. The coding region runs from base 31 to 492 and encodes 153 amino acids. The record is from RefSeq and is a predicted model, not a curated record. The transcript is spliced from 4 exons.